GAAGGAAACCGCGGCCCGAAACUCCGCGCUGGUCCCUGUCACAAUCGUAACGUCACGAGAACUACUUUCAACUUUCUGCUGCCCUGCCCACUUUCUGCUUGCUUUCAAGUUUCUACUUCAACGAUGCCCAAAAUCAGCCUGCCGUCUUUGCCCAUUUCUUGUCUCUUUGGUGUCAGGAAGCCUUCUGGACCGAACUUCAAUGUCUGUCGUAAACGACAUACAAGCACUCGUCCAACAAUCGAAACUUUUUGUAGAGGCAUCAAAGCUAGAACAAGCUGCUGGUAAGAAAGCCAAGGGUCGCAAGCGAUUCAAGGGAAAUGUCAAGAUAGGACAAGGCGGUACACUUGAUCCACUGGCAGAUGGCGUUCUGGUGAUAGGUAUCGGGAAGGGUACCAAGCAACUAUCGUCUUUUCUUGAUUGUACAAAGGAAUAUAUAACGACGUGUUUAUUGGGAUGCGAAACCGAUAGCUAUGAUAGUGAAGGCGCUAUAGUUCGAACAGCACCAUGGAAACACAUUGUACGAGAGACGGUUGAGAGCAAAAUUGGUCAGUUCACAGGCCAAAUUCAGCAAGUACCUCCCAUAUUUUCUGCCUUAAAAAUGGACGGAAAGCCAUUAUACGAAUACGCCCGUAAGGGCAUACCCCUUCCUAGACCCAUAGAGCCUCGAGCUGUGACCAUACACAGUCUUGAGCUAGUUGAAUGGCUUGGGAGUGAUCAUUCCUUUUCUUGGCCUGCACAAAAAAUGUCCGAGGAAGAGAAGCUCUCCCUCAGGAAGGCUAUACAGAGUGUUGAUCAGAGUGUGGAUCUCAAGGAUGAACCAGAAUCGACAACGUCGGACUUGGAGAGGCCGUCUGCUUUUGUGCUGAAAAUGAAGGUCUCGGGCGGCACGUAUGUUCGAUCAAUCGUUCACGAUUUGGCGCACGCUGUAGGUCGGCAAGGGAAAUUUGUCCUGGAUCAGGAAGAAGAAGACGACCACGUCUGUAUGCCCUUCGAGGUGUUCACAGCAGAAAACAGCAAGGAAGUAGAUGAAGAAGGCUGGACGCGGUGGGAGAAAGAAGUAAUGGACCACCUACAGAUUGUUUCAACUUGA
Desarmillaria tabescens is the source of this 1090-nucleotide messenger RNA. Its product is annotated as pseudouridylate synthase 4. Lineage: Eukaryota; Fungi; Basidiomycota; Agaricomycetes; Agaricales; Physalacriaceae. The coding region runs from base 200 to 1090 and encodes 296 amino acids. Gene Ontology annotation, biological process: tRNA modification; mRNA pseudouridine synthesis. Gene Ontology annotation, molecular function: pseudouridine synthase activity; RNA binding. The record is from RefSeq and is a predicted model, not a curated record. The transcript has 5 exons. Gene Ontology annotation, cellular component: mitochondrion.